CCCGCCACACACCACCACGAUCCAACGCAUUUUCUUCCACAAUUGCACGUACGUGGAGUAUCACGGUAUCAGUAGUACGUAAUGGAUUUGCUGCCGCUGGUGACGCUGCUGCUGCUGGCGCACGCGGCGGCGUGGGUGGCGUGGCAGGCGGCGGCGCGGCGGCGGCGGGCGACCUGCUACCUCCUCGACUACGCGUGCCACAAGCCCUCCGACGACCGCAAGGUCACGACGGAGCUCGCCGGCGCCAUCAUCGAGCGCAACAAGCGCCUCGGCCUCCCCGAGUACCGCUUCCUCCUCAAGGUCAUCGUCAACUCCGGCAUCGGCGAGCACACCUACUCCCCCCGCAACGUCCUCGACGCCCGCGAGGACUGCCCCACCCUGCGCGACGCCCUCGACGAGAUGGACGACUUCUUCGACGACGCCGUCGCCGCCGUCCUCGCCAGGGCCGCCGUCUCGCCGCGCGACGUCGACCUGCUCGUCAUCAACGUCGGCUCCUUCUCGCCCUCGCCGUCGCUCGCCGACAGGGUCGUCAGGCGGUUCGGGUUGCGGGACGACGUCAUGGCGUACAACCUCUCCGGGAUGGGGUGCAGCGCCGGGCUCGUCUCCGUCGACCUCGCCCGCAACGUCAUGCUCACGCGCCCGCGCACCAUGGCACUCGUCCUCACCUCCGAGUCGUGCGCCCCCAACUGGUACACGGGGACCGACAAGUCCAUGAUGCUGGGCAACUGCCUCUUCCGGUGCGGCGGCGCCGCCGCGCUGCUCACCAACGACCCGGCGUUCCGGUCGCGCGCCAAGAUGGAGCUCCGCUGCCUCGUGCGCGCGCACAUCGGCGCCCACGACGACGCCCACGCCGCCGCCGUGCACCGCGAGGACGCCGACGGCCGCCUCGGGGUCAGCCUCAGCAAGGCGCUCCCGAAGGCCGCCGUGCGCGCCUUCACCGAGAACCUCCAGCGCCUGGCGCCGCGCAUCCUCCCCGCCGGCGAGCUCGCCCGCUUCGCCGCCCGCCUCCUCCUCCGCAAGCUUCUCCGCCGCAAGGCCGCCGCCGGCGCCGCCGCCAAGAUCAACUUCAAGACCGGCGUCGACCACUUCUGUCUCCACCCCGGCGGGACGGCGGUGAUCGAGGCGGUGAGGAAGAGCCUCGGGCUGGACAGCUACGACGUGGAGCCGGCGAGGAUGGCGUUGCACCGGUGGGGGAACACGUCGGCGAGCAGCCUCUGGUACGUGCUGUCCUACAUGGAGGCGAAGCGGCGGCUCAACGCCGGCGACCGGGUGCUCAUGGUGACCUUCGGGUCGGGGUUCAAGUGCAACAGCAGCUACUGGGUGGUGACCAAGGACCUCGCCGACGCCGGCGCCUGGGAAGAUUGCAUCCACGACUACCCGCCGGCGAACUUGGUCAACCCUUACAUGGAGAAGUUCGGCUGGGUCAACGACCUUCCCAGCCAGGGUCAGGGAGGCGCAUUUCCCUUCUUUUAAUUAAUUAUUACUAUUACUGGUAGUACUGAUUAAUUUAUACUCAAUUUAUUAUUACUACCAUGAAUCCGUAUAAUACAUAUAGCAGUUCUGACUGUGGUUUCUUAGUUAAUUAAGCCGUCAAAAUUAAGAAACUACAGUCAGAAUUGACUCAACUGUUAAAACUUGAAAACAAUCGUCACACAGGCUGUGUGUAAGGGACUGUAUGUACGGUGUUUAUACGGUAUUUUUUUGUGGUUUUAUGUGUUAUUACAAUUUCGUUUUUUUGUGUAUCUCUUAUCCCUUUGGUAUAUAUUUUUGCCUGUGGAUAUGUAUUAACUUACCUGUACAUGUUUAGGCCACAUGCAUGCAUAUAUGUAUAUGGCACACUGCAGCAGAAAGAAGGAAUACUGCUCAGGGUGUACAUAUAUAUGACAAGUAACAGCAAGUGUGUACUUUGUGUAA
Messenger RNA from Oryza sativa Japonica Group (Japanese rice), 1914 nucleotides. Its product is annotated as 3-ketoacyl-CoA synthase 12. Gene Ontology annotation, molecular function: acyltransferase activity, transferring groups other than amino-acyl groups. NCBI's taxonomy places the organism in Eukaryota, Viridiplantae, Streptophyta, Magnoliopsida, Poales, Poaceae. Gene Ontology annotation, biological process: fatty acid biosynthetic process. The record is from RefSeq and is a predicted model, not a curated record. Gene Ontology annotation, cellular component: membrane.